Messenger RNA from Oryza sativa Japonica Group (Japanese rice), 1682 nucleotides. Its product is annotated as zinc finger protein CONSTANS-LIKE 13. NCBI's taxonomy places the organism in Eukaryota, Viridiplantae, Streptophyta, Magnoliopsida, Poales, Poaceae. Gene Ontology annotation, molecular function: protein binding; zinc ion binding. The record is from RefSeq and is a predicted model, not a curated record.
CUCACUCUCGAGCCAUCGUCUUCAGCUCGCUCAUUACUGCACACUUGCAUCCUCACACUUGCCCUCCUCCUCCUUCGCUUCUUCUUAUGCCUCCUCCUCGCUUCACUUGAUCUCCAUCUCCAUCUCCAUCUCCAUCUCCAUCUCCUCCCGAUCGAGCUGUAGUACACGUGAAGCUUUUCUUGAUUCGGGUGUAUCCAUGGCGCGGGAUGACGACCCGGCCAAGAAAUUAGCUGUGGAUGGCGGCGUCGCGGCGGCGGCGCGGUGCUGUGACUUCUGCGGCGGCUUGCCGGCGGUGGUGUACUGCCGCGCCGACUCGGCGAGGCUGUGCCUGCCGUGCGACCGCCACGUCCACGCCGCCAACACGGUGUCCACGCGCCACGCCCGUGCGCCGCUCUGCUCCGCCUGCCGCGCCGCGCCCGCCGCCGCCUUCCACCGCGGCGACGGCUUCCUCUGCUCCAGCUGCGACUUCGACGAGAGGCUCCGCCGCGGCAGCAUCGGCGGCGGCGGUGACGAGCUGCCGCUCGACGACCGCGCCGCCGUGGAAGGGUACACGGGUUGCCCGUCGAUCGGGGAGCUCGCGGCGAUCCUCGGUGUCGUCGGCGGCGAUUCCGACAAGCCGGCCGACGACGGCUGGUGGUCCGCGAGCUGGGAGGAGGAGGCGCCACAGGUGCUGAGCCUGGAUGACAUCAUCGUGCCGACCACCUCCUGCCAUGGCCUCCGACCUCUCCUCACACCACCCUCCCCUGAGAAUCAGAGUUCGCCGGACAACGGGGAGCUGGACGGCGAGGUUGUCCGGCAGCUAGGGGAGCUUGCCAGGUCAGAGGCGGCGGCGCAGGCCACCUUUGUAGCCGGCGAUCAGCUGGCUUCAUGGGCAUCACCGGAGUUCACUUCUGGGCAUGGUGAUUUUGGCAUUGAGGCAGCAAGCACUACAGUACCUUCUUGUGAGAAUGAAACAUGGAUCAUGUCAACCGAUUGCACUGACCCUACCGAUGCAAGCAAGACGGACAUCGCACGCGAGGAGGCUCCAGCAAGCUCAUCUGCCGAGCCAUGCCUCUCUUCGCUCGUCGAGAUUUCAGAGAUUUGCCGCAGCAUGAGCUACAGCGGCAGUGGCAUCGACAAUGGCGGCCAUGAUCCAUCAACCCUGGCAAUAAUGCCAACGCAAGCUCUGCCCAAGAAGGGAGUCUAUGACAUCGCCUACCCUGACAGGGGCACGGUGAUUUCGCGCUACAAGGAGAAGAGGAAGAACAGAAGAUUCGACAAGCAGAUCCGGUACGAAUCGCGCAAGGCUCGUGCCGAUGGCAGAUUGAGGAUCAAGGGACGCUUCGCGAAGUCGAACUAGGCAUGAUGAUUUCUUGGUCGGCUUAUCAGUUUCAGUUUCUAGCAUGGGCAAGAGGGACCCUGCUAUACAAUUCCUCUAUUUGCAUGAUGUUAUUAUUGAUGUGUCGGCAGCAUAUGAUUUCCUUGCGUUUUCUUUUCCCAGCUUUGUUUGUGUGGUAGCAUUGUUCAGUAGAAGUAAUAACUACAUUUGAGGAGAGUUGAUCCAAAUCCAACUCUUCUGUCUCGUUGUAGAAAAGGUUCAGUGCUAGAUGUUUGUUGUGUUGCCAUGAUGUUGCUUUGUUCCAAUUCUGAUUUAAGACUCCUACUGGUUAUUGCAGAAAGGUUAUCUAUAGUUGCUUGUCUAA